Molecule: messenger RNA, 5761 nt
Organism: Hemiscyllium ocellatum (epaulette shark)
Lineage: Eukaryota; Metazoa; Chordata; Chondrichthyes; Orectolobiformes; Hemiscylliidae
Gene: fam193a
Product: family with sequence similarity 193 member A
Exons: 22
Coding region: 373-4902 (1509 amino acids)
Source: RefSeq, a predicted model, not a curated record
AAUAGAGUUUUUAAAUUAAAAAAAAAGGAAACAGAGGGACCAGCCUCCGUACGAUAUCACCAGGGAGCGUGAAAAAAAAAGAGGGAGAGAGAGGGUGGGGAGGAAAGAAGAGCCAAAAAAAAGGAGACGAUUCUCUCUCUCUCUCCCCCCAAGGAUACUCUUCACCCCUCCUCCACCUCGGAUCUCCAACCCUCCUCCCUCAUCAAACCCCCCCCCCCCUUCCCACUUCAGACAGUCUGCACCUUCCCCUGGGCCUGAUCCCUCCCUCCCUCCUUCACACCAACUAACACCACCUUCCCCCCCCCCCCCCCAAACCCCAACCCCCACCCCCCUCCCCGUCCACAAGACACAUACCCGGGGCCCUCCGUCGCAAUGAGCCCGGCCGACGCCAAAAGGGCGAAGAGGAGGAAAAAUAAGCGGGGCGGUGGCAAGACAGUGAGCCGUCAACAAAAAGCCCUGACGCCCUCGUCCAGCAACGGGAGCAGCGGCGGAGGAGGCAGCGGCACCAACGGCACCUUACACGGGGAGGUUUCUAUAAAUGGCACACAGCUGUCAGAUGGGACUGUGGGAUCAGAAUUUACAGAGGUCCCUCAGACUCCCUUCACUUUUGGGCUGGGUCAGAGAGCACCGUACUCAACAGGAGAACGAUGUCUUCUAUGUCGAAGUGAACGCAAAGACUCUUCACUCUCAGAGAGUGGGAUUACAAACCCAAACAAAAUGGCACUUUCUACAUCUCCAAAAACUAAUAGCAUGUUGCACCUUCCACUGUGGGUUUGCCCGGAUUGCAGGCGCACAGUUGAAAAGGAUGAUCGGCAAGUUUCUCUAGAGCAGUCUCUAGUGAACCAGGAUUUCUUGCUGCAUAUGCCAAUGGCUACUAAUGGAGCGCCCCAGGAUUCAAUAGGUGGAAGACUGGCUGUCGGAACACAGUCCGUACCUGGUACGGAUGUCAACACGACCACACCUUCAGAAAUAGCUUGCAACUGUGAGGCAUGCAAUGAGCGCAGAGAAAUAUCAGCAGAGAACGAGCGUGAAUCUCAACAGCUUCAGCAUUAUUGGUCAGAGGUACGAUACAUGGUUCGAUGUAUUUAUCGCCAAGCUGGGACACCGUUAGCUGAUGAUCAGGAUCAGUCAUUGGUGCCAGAUAAGGAGGGAAUGAAAGAACUGGUAGACAGGCUAUGUGAACGGGACCCCUACCAGCUAUACCAACGUUUAGAACAGCAGGCCAGAGAGUAUGUUUUGGAAAUGAAGGUACGCUUGCUCCGACAUUUGUCACUUGGGUCCAAGAUCACAACUGUGGCUCAAGGCCCACCACAGGCUCAUCAGUUCAUCUCACUCUUAUUGGAGGAAUACAGCGCACUCUGUCAAGCUGCUCGCACAAUCAGCACCUUCCUCAUUACACUGGAAAGUGAACAUUUGAAGAAAUUCCAGGUCACGUGGGAACUACAUAAUAAGCACCUCUUUGAAAACUUGGUGUUCUCUGAGCCACUUCUGCAGAGUAGCUUACCAUCACUAGUAGCACAGCUCCGGCUGGGGACGGCAUCGCACGACUCGUACAGUGAGGACAUGUAUAGUACAUUACUACAAAGGUACUUACAGAUGGACCAAGAGAUGAGUCGAGUUGCUGCAGAGUGGUUAGAGUGUCAAAAGCGAAUAGAUGAUUAUGUGGAUGAACAGAUGGCAAUGAAGACAAAACAACGUAUGCUGAAGGAGGACUGGGAGUUCUUCAAACAGCGUCGCUUAUUGGAAGAGCAGCUUACAAACAGCAAGAAAGCACUAACUGGGGAGAAUAAUUUCACAGACACAAUGAGGCAUAUGCUGUCAUCACGACUGAGCAUGCCUGAUUGUCCCAACUGUAAUUAUAGGCGUAGGUGUACCUGUGACGAUUGCAGCCUGUCUCAUAUACUCACGUGUGGCAUCAUGGACUCACCCAUUCCUGAUGACCUUUCCAUAAACACAUUACCGUUACAAGUGGAAUCUGCUCCAGAUUACCUCUCGGAGAUUCGCCCACCUAGCAUGUCAUCUGCAAGCUCGGGAUCUGGCUCAAGCUCGCCAAUCACCAUUCAGCAACACCCGCGACUCAUUCUGGCUGAUAGCAACUCAGCCCCCACCUUUGGCAGUGAUGAUGAAGAUGUCACCCCUUUAUCGGCUAAAUUUGCUGACAUAUACCCACUCAACAGCUAUGAUGAUGCAGAAGUUGUAGCCAACAUGAAUGGUAUUCAUGGAGAACUCAAUGGUGGGGGUGAAAAUAUGGCAUUAAAGGAUGAGUCUCCACAGGUAAGCAGCACUAGUAGUAGUUCUUCAGAAGUUGAUGAUGAAGAUGGUGAUGAUGGAGAAAGCAGCAGUGAACCUCCUGCGUCUCAUCCAGAGGAGAUGGCUGGGAAGAGAACUGCUAGAAAGGAGGAAGUAAGGAGGGACAGUCCACCACCAUCUUAUCCAAGUCAGCAGGCUGACCAGGUCCAAAAUGUUUGUGAAUGCCAUGUCUGUAAGCAAGAAGGCUCAGGGUUGAACACAUCUGCACUUGCAGCUGGGCGUCUCCCUAGCAGCCACCAGUUUUUACCCACAGAAAAGCCUUCCCAUCCUGCUCUUCACCUCUACCCCCAUAUCCAUGGGCAUUUACCACUACACACCAUCCCUCAUCUGCCUCGGCCUCUUCUCCAUCCGACUCUGUAUGCAGCAACUCCACCAUUCACACACAACAAGGCUCUUCCAUCAGCCCCACCUCCCAAUCAUACGAGCAAACAUCAGGUGUUCAAUGCUUCCCUGCAGGACCACAUCUAUCCAAGUUGUUUUGGUAGUACAGACUGGAACAACCCACUGCUUACAUCCCAUAAAUUGGCAAGUCUGUGGGGAUCAGAGUUAAUCAAUGGGGAUAAGCCGUGGAACCCUGCUGCUUUUCUACCAGAGACAUUAUCUGGUGAUAUGUUGGGGUCACCACUCCCAGAGAUUAGGCCCGAAGCACUUCCCCCCACAACGAGCGCAGAAACAGCUGUCACGGACACCAAGGAGAAAAAGCCCACAUCUAGGAAAAAAUGUCUCUACAACACCCCUCCUUCUGUGGAAACAAAUAAAGUCAUCAUGGCAACAUCCUCAGCCACCUCCUCUGUCUCAUCAACAGCCACAACUGUACAAUCUAGCUCCAACCAAUUUAAGGUUUCAUCCAAAAGACCAACGUCGCUAGGUGAAGUGUUCCACAGUUUAGGUAAAGAAGAUCACAGGCAUCCCACACCAGUCGCACCGAGGAAUAGCCCCACAGGUUUAACAUCUCUUCCAUCUCUCACACCCACGCCGCUGUCCCCUGCCUCUGCACCUCACAUGUCUAACCUUGUGACUUCGCCUUUUCCAAAGACAGCUUCAACUGCUCCAGGUUUUGUCGAUCCCCAUUCUGGACUCUGUCCCACCUCAACUGCCGCCCCUACAGCAACGACAGAAGGUUCAGUCAGUGCUUCAGCCAGUGUCUGCAGUGACCCUGACUGCGAGGGACACCCGUGUGAAAGCAGCAAUGUGUACGAUCAUCAGCAAUUUGAUGGUGAGGAGAGUCAAGAUGAAGACAGCUGCUCUGAACACAGCUCUAGUACCUCAACAUCAACCAAUCAGAAGGAAGGAAAAUACUGUGACUGCUGCUACUGUGAAUUCUUUGGGCAUGGCGGGCCACCUGCUGCACCAACAAGUAGAAACUAUGCAGAAAUGCGUGAAAAACUCCGGUUACGACUCACAAAGCGAAAAGAAGAACAGCCAAAGAAAGCAGACCAGAUCCUUGAGAAGGAGCAGAUAGUAGAUCAUCGAAAAGUGGAAGACCUAUUGCAAUUUAUAAAUAGCACAGAAUCUAAACCAGUCAGCAGCACAAGGGCAGCUAAACGAGCACGGCACAAACAGCGAAAGCAGGAAGAGAAGGCACGACUUGAGGCUGAAGCCCGUGAGAGAGAACAGUUACAACUACUCGAGGAGCAGAGACGGCAGGAAGAGGCAGAGCAGCUAAAACAGGAAUUACAACGGCUUCAAGAACUGCAGCAAAUAAGAUCAGCUAAGAAAAAGAAAAAAGAGAGAAUUAAAGAAUCCCAAAAAAAUGAAUGCUUUUUACAAAAUGCACGUUUAAAGGAAACUGCUGUGGAUCUGGUAAAUGAUAACUGCAAAUCCCAGCAGCCAGAUACUGUAGCAAAACCUCCCAACCUACCACUGAUACAAACAAACAGCAAAGAGGAGCAGAAAGCGCUGCCAGAAUCUAGUACAACACAGCAGUCACCAGCUAAUGGCAAAGAUCCCAGACUGCCCCAGGCACCAUCUCAGCGGGAGGGUAAGGCCAAGCAACCAGACGCCAACAUCAGCCUGGAACUCUCAGUCCACAAUGAAGUAAAUGGCAAGCAGAAGGUAAAAUCGCAGGUGGUCAAACAGAGUACUGAACGGCCAUUGAAACCAACUGAGGGCUUCAGACCUUGCGAGAUGCAUCCGAAAAGUUCAGCCAAAUGUCAGGCAGAAUUGGGAACACCCAAACCAAAGCUGUCUGAGUGCCAAAUGGUGGUGGAAACCAGAAAGGAGGAGAAAAAAGGAGUUAAUGGCAACGGGAAGAAGCUCAACCAUGUGAAAGAAGAAAAGGUGUUAGCAGUGAGUGAGCCUGCCCCUUCUAAUGACCAGCAACAAGUUAACAAAUACACUGCGGAAUCACCCCAACCCAAAGGAAAAACCAAGAAAAACAAAAAGAAGAAAGGCGACAAGCUAAACAACUCUAUUGAUGAUGUGUUUCUCCCUAAAGACAUUGACUUAGACAGUGUGGAGAUGGAUGAGACUGAGCGUGAAGUGGAAUACUUCAAGAGAUUCUGCUUAGAUUCAGCCCGGCAAAACAGACAGAGACUCUCCAUCAACUGGUCGAACUUCAGCCUGAAGAAAACCACGUUUGCUGCUCACUGAUCAGAUUAAGAGUUCCCAACUUGUGACUCCACUGAAUAUUCUCACCCGAAUAUACAGUACUCUGCUGCGCUGAGAGCUAACCAGGUUGUUCUGGAACUGCCUUGCCUUUUUCUGCCCUUCAUCCUUCUGCCCUCACCAUCCCAUCUCCCCACUGCUGUGUGUGGUUCUGCACUGGGAUAGGUGCAGGGCGCCUUGGCCCUAGAAACUUCCUUACAGUGUUUGGAGAAAGAGUUGGCUGGAUGUCACUCCACAUCCUCCUUACCUGAUUUAUUCUUUUGUUUGCUUGUGUGUUUGUAGUCUGUGAGUGGGACUUGUUCAAAAGUAGUCAUAACCUGCUCGGGUUGGAACUCAAACAAUCUUCUGUCUCUGACUCUUCUUCCCUAGUGUCUGCCCAAGCAUGUGCUUGGGUGAAGGUCAAUCUGUUUGUUCCCUCCUUUGCAUCAAUCCACCGUGACUUUUUAUUCACGUCUUGCAUUCAGCACUGUACAUACAAUCCAACUACUGACAAGGGAAUGGACUUCAUCAGUUUUUAUUCGUCAUUGCUCCAGCAUUCCCUUAACGAGAUGAAUUGACCGAUGGGAAUGCUCAUACUGAACUGGGCAGUGAAAUCCCAGUUGCCUCCAGUACUCCUUCACAAAUUCACUGUUUAAAGUGUACAAGGUUACGCUAUAUUGUGUUUGAUUUCUGACUUGUAGCCAGCUUGUGUAAGAAUACUUGCAGAAUGAAUUCAAAAGAACAAUGCUCACACUAUCGACCUGUUAUAGAGUGUAUAAUUGUAUUAACACUGAAGCCUAAACUGGCUACUUUUUUAACAUAUUGUUAAGUAAUAUUAAAAAAUCAUGUCUUUCUUUUUGAAAGA